CCUGUGACAUCAAGAUCAGGAACAAGACCAAACCCCCGAAAGUUACCCGUCAUCUCCCUUAUCACCACGUCCUCAACACCACCACCUCAACACCACUUCUCAACACCACUUUUCAACACCAGAGAGAGAAAUGGCAGCUCGCAACGUCCUCCUCCUGUCUAAUUCGACCGUCCAUGGCAGCGGGUAUUUGGAGUGGGCGUCAACCUACAUUAAGGAAUUUCUGAAGAGUAAGGGUGUGACCAAGGUGCUGUUCGUCCCUUUUGCCCUGAGAGACAUGGACGCCUAUGCUGACAAGGCGGCCAAGAGAUUUACUUCAUGGGGGUAUGAGUGUGACAGCCUCCACCGGGCGGCCGACCCCAUAGCCGCCGUGGGAGCCGCCGAGGCCAUUUUUGUGGGUGGCGGCAACACCUUCCAACUAUUGGCGGCCCUUUAUGAACACAACCUUAUUGAGCCUAUCAGGGAGAAGGUGUUGAAGGAGGGCGCCCCGUACAUAGGAAGCAGCGCGGGCAGCAAUGUCGCCACCACCACCAUCAACACCACCAAUGACAUGCCCAUCGUCUUCCCGCCCUCCUUCUCGGCCCUGGCACUGGUCCCCUUCAACAUCAACCCACAUUAUAUUGACGCUGACCCUGCCGGCACUCACAUGGGGGAGACGAGGGAGGAGAGGAUCACCCAGUACCACCAGGUCCCUGACACCCCCCCUGUGCUGGGCCUAAGGGAAGGGUCUUUGCUUAGGGUCCAGGGUGACACUGCGACUCUCCUCGGACUCCACCCAGCCAGGCUCUUCCAACGCGGGAAGCAGCCAGAGGAAUUUCCAGUAGGAGCCGAUUUCUCCUUCCUGCUGAAAUAACAAAAACUACUACUACUACUACUACUACUACUACUACUACUACUACUACUACUACUACUACUGUUGUUAAUAAAAGAGAGUAUUUCCCAGUA
Messenger RNA from Eriocheir sinensis (Chinese mitten crab), 942 nucleotides. RefSeq names its product alpha-aspartyl dipeptidase-like. Gene Ontology annotation, molecular function: serine-type peptidase activity. The transcript is spliced from 6 exons. Gene Ontology annotation, biological process: proteolysis. NCBI's taxonomy places the organism in Eukaryota, Metazoa, Arthropoda, Malacostraca, Decapoda, Varunidae. Bases 131 to 850 code for a protein of 239 amino acids. The record is from RefSeq and is a predicted model, not a curated record.